Molecule: messenger RNA, 1671 nt
Organism: Capronia epimyces CBS 606.96
Lineage: Eukaryota; Fungi; Ascomycota; Eurotiomycetes; Chaetothyriales; Herpotrichiellaceae
Exons: 4
Coding region: 1-1671 (556 amino acids)
Biological process (GO): carotenoid biosynthetic process
Molecular function (GO): oxidoreductase activity
Source: RefSeq, a predicted model, not a curated record
AUGGGCAAAUCGAAGAACGUGGUGAUCGUGGGCGCCGGCGCCGGCGGCAUUGCCAGCGCAGCUCGACUCGCCAAAGCAGGCUUCCGAGUGACAGUGUUGGAGAAGAAUGAUUUCACUGGUGGACGUUGCAGCUUGAUUUACGACGGCGGCUAUCGGUUCGACCAAGGACCCUCGCUGCUGCUCCUUCCCGACCUCUUUCGCGAAACGUUCACUGACCUCGACACGUCCCUCGAGUCGGAAGGAGUGACGUUGUUCAAAUGUGAGCCCAACUACAACGUCUGGUUUCGAGAUGGCGAGUGUGUCGAGCUAUCCACCGACACGUCGAAGAUGAAGAAGACAAUCGAGCGAUGGGAGGGCAAGGAGGGCUUCGAGCGAUACUUGGCUUGGAUGCGCGAGGCACACGUUCACUACGAGGCUAGCAUCACCCAUGUGUUGAGGAAGAACUUUUCCAACAUACUGGCCAUGGUCAGGCCCAGCUUUUUGCCAUACCUGCUCGCCCUGCAUCCUUUUGAAAGCAUAUGGAACCGCGCAUCACGGUAUUUCAUGACUGAGAGACUGAGACGAGCCUUCACUUUCGGAAGCAUGUACAUGGGUAUGAGCCCAUUUGAGGCCCCAGGAACGUACAGCCUCCUUCAAUAUACGGAACUGGCAGAAGGGAUAUGGUAUCCAGAGGGCGGAUUUCAUCGAGUCCUCGAUGCUCUGGUCAAGGUUGGCAAGCGUCUUGGUGCCGAGUUCAGACUCGCCUCGCCUGUGUCGCAGGUGAACAUUGAUAAAUACACGAAGCGGGCGACGGGAGUGACCCUCUCCACUGGAGAGAUCAUCGCUGCUGACAUUGUUCUCGUCAAUGCUGAUCUCGUCUACGCCUACAACGAGCUGUUACCUCCUUCACCGUCAGCCUCCUCGCUCUCGAAAAGGCCAGCGUCGUGCUCAAGUAUCUCGUUCUACUGGUCCAUGGACAAGGUCAUUCCAGAACUUUAUACACAUAACGUUUUCUUGGCAGAAGACUAUCAGGACAGUUUUGACGACAUAUUCAAGCGGCAGCAGAUUCCGAAGGAGCCCUCCUUUUACGUCAAUGUGCCUUCACGUGUCGAUCCCAGCGCCGCCCCAGCCGGCCGGGACGGUGUGGUUGUCCUUGUACCAUGCGGUCACCUCCUGGAGGGGGAAGCGGAUCGAGGCUUGGACCCCAAGAACACCCAAGAUUGGGAGGCAAUGAUAUCCAGGGCCCGAACCGCUGUCUUUGAGACAGUGCGCCUGCGCACAGGGGCUGACCUGGAAUCACAUGUGGUCCACGAGAUGGUGAACACGCCAGCGUCGUGGAAGGAAAGCUUCAAUCUCGACAAAGGAGCUAUCCUAGGACUCAGUCACUCUUUCUUCAAUGUCCUCAGCUUCAGGCCCGGCACGAAACACGAUGCAAUCAAUAACCUUUAUUUUGUUGGCGCAAGUACUCAUCCGGGCACCGGCGUGCCUAUUGUCCUUGCCGGCAGCAAAAUCACUACUGGACAGAUCCUUGACGACUUAGGUAUCAGCAAACCGUGGCUCGAGGGAGGUCAUAGGCGAAGGAUAGUAAGCGAUUUGGAUUGCCAGGGCGGGAAGCCUCUAGAUCUGGCACACACGGUGGCUUUAUCGCUUCUGGGACUGAUGGUGAUACUCUAUAUCGUCGUACUCAGAUAG